CAAAGGUGCUCCGACCAGAUCAAUAAAGUCAAUUAAUAAAAAUCGAUCGAUCGUUCGUUUUCUUUUAUCGCUUUUUUAACGUAUUUCAUAAUUUUUUUCCUCUUAAGAUAGAAUAUUUUUCGUUAUAUAAAUUUUUUUUUUCGAUUAAAUUACAUAUUGUACAUAAAUAAAUAUAUACAUAUAUAUAAAUAUAUAUUAUACACAAAAUGCCAAAAGCGCCCAAUAAACUCACUAAAAGACAUAGACAACAUAAACAUUGGAAAAUUGAGGAAGAUGAACAAUUAAUGAUUUUGGCAAUAAAAUACAAUAAAAGAAAGUGGAAAUUGGUUGCAGCGGAAAUGGGAACUCGUGACGCGAAGCAAUGUCGGGAGAGAUACUUUGGACAUCUUGAGGAAGGAAUUGAUAAGCAUCCAUUGUCAAUCGAAGAAGAUGCUCUAAUCUUAGAUAUGCGAAAAUGUAAAAAAGGUGAAAACCCAGCUGGAUGGGCUGCAAUUGCUCUCAGGAUUAAUGAGACUUUUAAUCUCAAAAGGACGGCAAAUCAAAUAAAAAACAACUAUAAUCAACGUUUGAGUAAAUUAGAGAAUGAGAAAUCACCAUUUAAAACACACGAAUUUUUCAAUGGUAUCGAGCGACCAUCUGAAAAAUUCGAAUUUACCAAAUGUUCCGAUGAACAAGAUAAACCGCACGAUUUUAAAUGUUCCGAGAAACAACUUAAAACAUUCGAAUACGACGUACUUUACAAAAUUGGCAAACUUCCAAAUUCCGAAUUUAAUAAUAAUAAUAAUAUUACCCCUCAAGUUGAAAUGAAAAUAUUAGAUUCAAAUUCCGAAUUUAAUAAUAAUAAUAUUAUUACCUCUCAAGUUGAAAUGAAAAUAGAUUCAAAUUCCGAAUUUAAUAAUAAUAAUAAUAUUACCUCUCAAGUUGAAAAAAUAUUAGAAAAUCCUAAGAAUAAUAAUUAUAAUAAUCAGCAAACCCCUAUACCUAUAGAAAAUGAAAAAAUGAGGAUACCAUUUAUCAUAAAUCUAUAA
Rhizophagus irregularis DAOM 181602=DAOM 197198 is the source of this 1028-nucleotide messenger RNA. RefSeq lists its product as uncharacterized. Gene Ontology annotation, cellular component: nucleus. Gene Ontology annotation, molecular function: RNA polymerase II cis-regulatory region sequence-specific DNA binding; DNA-binding transcription factor activity, RNA polymerase II-specific. Gene Ontology annotation, biological process: regulation of DNA-templated transcription. The record is from RefSeq and is a predicted model, not a curated record. Lineage: Eukaryota; Fungi; Glomeromycota; Glomeromycetes; Glomerales; Glomeraceae.